CCCCGCACCCCAGCUCCCUUCACCUAAAUGCCAAUGACGACUGGGGUGGUCCAAGAUCCGGCCGCCGCGGUUGCCACCAAAGGACCUGAAAUGCCUCCCCCCAAAUGCUAGUGCCCUAGGCGACCACCUAGGUCACCUAAUGGGUUGCACUGGCCCUGGGUGCAGAGUGAAAUGGGAAAUGUGUGGCUCUAGCCUUUACUUGAGCUUUGGAAAUUAUCAGUAUGCUCUUUAUCUGAUUUGUAUCUUGCAAAUGUGCAGUGUGAUAGUAAAUAGCUUAGCUUGUAAGUGAGCUGUAGUUUGCAAGUGCUGGAGACAAUGAGUAUAAAGUGAAUUAUCUUUCCUAUCUAAAUUGGAGUGGCCUGAUUGCAUGGACCUGCAGGGGCCAGAAAAAAAAUGUUUAUAGAAGCAAUAGUAGCUUAGGGAAGCUUUUACUACAAUUGAGACAUACAUCUGUGAUGACAGGUUUCAGAGUAGCAGCCGUGUUAGUCUGUAUCCCCAAAAAGAACAGGAGUACUUGUGGCACCUUAGAGACUAACAAAUUUAUUUGAGCAUAAGCUUUUGUGGGCUACUGCCCACUUCAUCGGAUGCAUAGAAUGGAACAUAUAGUAAGGAGAUAUACAUACAUACAGGACAUGAACAUGGUCCAUGAUUUCAUGUUCUGUGGGUCUCAUUUAUUGCUCACUUCGUUGAUUUUAGAUCUAGGGGAAAUGGGUGUCAGAUAUAUGGCUCUUGCUUCUGGGUAGCACUGAAUCUUUAGAAAAAGAAUAAUGCUGAUUUUCAAAAGCACAACAGGCAGGAUCUAGGAAAGAAAAAAGGAAGCACUUGCAUGCAGCUGGAUUGAUUCUGCUGCCAGCAAACCCCAAACAUUCCCCCAGGGAAAGCAGGAGGAUCUUGUUUCCAUGACAUUUUCUCUUACCUUUGCUUCUGUUCCCAAGUGCAAAUUCCUAAAGCUGAUGAAUUGAAAGGGGACAAAAGAGACCUAACAUCAAAACUAUGACAGGGGGAUAUCAGAUAUGUAUUUUGUAGCAUGUAUCCAUUUAUUAGGGAACAGUCCACGUGACGUGACUCCUUUUGUAAUUGUGUUGACCUCACUCAUCAAUCACAUCAUUCCAUCAUCAUCUCACUUUGUGUUUAGAUCUGAUUCCUCAUCUCUCAGCCAUAAAAUGAGCGCAGAUAUAUACAAGCUUCUCUUCUUCAUCAGCGAGGAACUGGACUCGGAAACCCUGAUGGCUCUGAAGUUUCUGAGUCUGGAGCACAUCCCACUGAAGAAUCAGGAAGACAUUCAGGAUCCCAAGGAUUUCUUCCAAAAGCUUCAGAACUUGAGACUGAUAGAGGAAGAUGAUCUGUCCUUCUUAAAGGAGCUACUGUUUAGAGUAAACCGCAUAGACCUCCUGACUGGUAAACUGAGCUCCAGCAGAGAUGAAAUGGAGAGGGAACUUCAAAUCCCAAACAAGGCAAAAGUUUCACCAUAUAGGCAACUACUUUACAGAAUCUCUGAAGAAAUAACUAGUGAAGAAGUUGCCAGUGUAAGAUUCCUGCUGCAAAAGGAGCUACCGAAGAAGAAGCUUCAGGACAAUGCUACAAUAUUGAAGCUCUUUAUAGAAAUGGAAAAAGCUGGGAUAAUGAAUGAAACCAAACUGAAGGUGCUGAAGAGUAUUUUACGGGACGUUAGACCUGACCUGGCGCAAAAAAUUAAUACCUAUGAAGUAGAAACACGAGCCCCAGAUGAACUGAUCACGAGCUUGGAACCUCCUUUUCAGAGACUGACAUUUAGUGAAGGUCAUAUUCACCAGGAAGUUCCCUGCCCUAAAACAUGUGCAUUUGUGGGCCCAGGUGAAUCGGGAGCAAAGGAAGCAGUGUCAGUGCCAAAGCUCGAGAACCCAUACACGAUGGAGAAUAAUCCUCAUGGCUAUUGUGUGAUACUGAACAACUCUGAUUUUAAAAAUCCUGAUGAAAUCAGGAAAGGCACAGACAAAGAUGCUGAGGCUCUGAAACGGGUUUUUGAGUGGCUUCAGUUUGAGACAAUUGAGCACCGAAACCUAGAAGCAGAGGAAAUCUGUAAGACAAUCAAAAAGUAUAGCAACAUGGACCAUAGCAACAUGGACUGUUUCAUUUGCUGCUUACUCUCACAUGGUGAAAAAGGUAAAAUACGUGGGACAGAUUGGAAUUCUGCAGCCAUCAAAGAUCUGGUCUCCUGCUUCACUGGAUCUGAGUGCCCCUCGCUCGCUGGCAAACCCAAGCUCUUCUUUAUUCAAGCUUGCCAAGGUAAGACAGGGCAGAAAAGUAUCCCAGUGAAAGAAGAUUCUUCUCGACAGCUGGAGGCAGAUGCUUUACCCUUGCCUUCCAUUCCUGACUGGGCUGAUAUCCUCAUUAGUAUGGCUACAGUGGAAGACUUUGAGUGCUACAGAUACAUAGAGAGAGGCAGCGCGUUCAUUCAGUGCCUCUGCAAGGAAAUAGAGUCUUUCUGCCCACAGUGCAUGGAUCUGCUGACCAUCCUGACACAAGUCAACCAAAAAAUGGGAGACAAAGAUUUUAAUGGGAAAAAGCAGAUGCCAGAAAUAAAAUCAACCCUGCGGAAGCGACUGAUCUUCCAGGUGCCAACGCUAGACAAUUAACCAAAGCAAUAAGAAGUCUGGGAUACACUAAAUUAGGAGCUACUUUUUGGGAUGGAUUCAACUUGCAGUUCCAAAAGACAAAUGGACUGGAUUUGUUCAGUUAGGUCCCAGUCCUGCAAGGUUCUGGGGGCCCUCAACUCUCAGAUCUCCAUCUCUGCAGUGGCUCAGCGUCCUGAUUUCCAGAUCUGCAGCUGUCCGAGUCACCAAAUGGCCUGACGAUGUGUGUGACUGACCUGCAUCUGUAUACUUUAGUAGGAGAUGAGAGUGCUCAGCACCUUCUAGCAUUGACCCCUUUGUCAUGAUUUCAAAUGAAGAUGCACUCUGCAAAAUCUUGAUUCCCAAACAAUGAGGAAUUGUACAGUUUCCAUUUGUCAAUGUUAUUCACAGAUGAUAAGGCCAAAAGGGACCAUUCUGAUCAUCAGGGAUCCUAUUUUUCUGUGAUAAGAAAAUCCCCAAAAUUCUCCAGUAAAAAGACACAAAAAUCUGUAUUUUUCCACAAUUAAAAUUAAAAGCUGAAUUUUAGUUUCUCUAGUCACACUAUGUAUAGGUAUCUGUUCAACGCAAUGGUUUAUUGAUAUAUAUACAAUUUUUUAAGCAAGUUCAAAGCCUACCUGUGCCAUUGGGGAGGAGGGGUAGCUCAGUGGUUUCAGUAGUGGCCUACUAAACCCAGGGGUGUGAGUUCAAUCCUUGAGGAGGCCACUUAGGGCAAAAAUCUGCCUGGGGAUUGAUCCUGCCUUGAGCAGGGGGUUGGACUAGAUGACUUCCUGAGGUCCCUUCCAACCCUGACACUCUAUGAUCAAACAAUAAAAUAAAAUUAAUAGAAUUGCAAUUUGUACUUUUUACCAAUAUCAAAUAUUUGUAUGUCUGUAUUAUAUAUUUUCAGAAAAUUGUGGAGGUUUUUUAAUGCAUAAACACUUGAAUGAUAGAGUCACAGUGAAUUGUUUCUUUACUGUUGCUGGUCCUGCAAGUUCAGCCUUUUUUUCAUUUCUUUUUGUUCAGUUUGUUUAACACUUUCCAUGUGCUCUACAGCUGUCUGCCUUUGAAUGUAAUCUAUAGCCUUGCUGCAAUACAGAACAGGACAUUACCAUCAACGUGAAAUUUUUCCUUGCCAAACUCAGUGACACAAUCUUUAGGGAUGGUUUUAAAAGUUUUUGGCCUCUUUUCAUAACUUUAAUUACUCACGUCUGGAGGCUGAAGUGAAAUUUGAGAUGCAUGAAAACGCAAACCCCUAUAUGCUGUUGAGUAACCUCCCUACACUGGAAGCAGUUUAUUGGAGUAUGUUUAGCUAUGUAAAUUUAAAACGCAUUCAAAAAUCAACCACAAGAGGGGGAGAUUGUAUGCAUUGAAUAAGUGACACCACUACUUUCAGUAAAAUUUAGUUAAUAGUUAAUAUAUGUUUUUAUUUUUCCACAAAAUGUAAAAACUGUCUUUUUACAGGAAAUCUCUAAAUUCCAUGUUUUUCCAUGGCAUAUGGAUUUCUAGGAUCCCUGGUGAUCAUCUAGUCUGACCUCCUGUACUGGAGAAGUAGGACUUUCCUGAAUUAAUUCCUGUUUCAACUACAGCAUAACUUCUAGAGAAACAUCCCAUCUUGGUUUAGCAAAAUCCAUCUUUGCUAUCUCAACCCAUGCCUUUCCUGACCCCCUUCACCUCCAGAAAACCUUCUUUGAUUUGCAUUCUGGAUUCACAGAUCUGAUCCUGGGAAGAUUCCACAUGGUUCAGACACAAUUUCCAUUACCUGCAUGGACAGAGAAAAUUGAGCUAUAAAUUACCGAGGGGAUCAGGUCUAUCGCAUGGUUCUCAGGAAAAAAAAAGUCCUUUUAUACAGUGACCAUUUAAUUAAAUCCACAAGCAGGAAACCACCAUUUAAAUCAUGUUUUGCAUUUGUACUUUUUAGUAGUUUACUUAAGGAAAUGUUGAUUUCUCAUUAGCUGGUAACCAAAGCCUGUUGACUUGCAACUAAAUAUAGCCUUUACACAAAA
Molecule: messenger RNA, 4594 nt
Organism: Gopherus flavomarginatus (Mexican gopher tortoise)
Lineage: Eukaryota; Metazoa; Chordata; Testudines; Testudinidae
Product: caspase-8-like
Exons: 8
Coding region: 1014-2615 (533 amino acids)
Biological process (GO): proteolysis; negative regulation of extrinsic apoptotic signaling pathway via death domain receptors
Molecular function (GO): protein binding; cysteine-type endopeptidase activity
Source: RefSeq, a predicted model, not a curated record